Molecule: messenger RNA, 1440 nt
Organism: Mya arenaria
Lineage: Eukaryota; Metazoa; Mollusca; Bivalvia; Myida; Myidae
Exons: 3
Coding region: 1-1440 (479 amino acids)
Source: RefSeq, a predicted model, not a curated record
AUGUUAUGUAUCGAUGACCCAAACAUUGGUGACCAGAACAUCGGUUACCCCAAGAUCAGUAACCCUAGCAUCAGUAAUCGAACAUCGGUGACCCCAUCAUUGGAUACCCAAACAUCGCCCAACAUCAAUGAUCAAAUAUCAGAAAACACAAUAGGUGAUCCUAACAUCGGUGACCACUACAAAAUCAAUCCAAGGAUCAAUAACCCCAACAUCACAAAAAUCGGCGACCCUAAUAUCGGUUUCUCCAACAUCGGUGACCCUUACAUCGGUGACCCCACCAUCGGUGACCCUUAUAUCGGUCACUCCAAUAUCGGUGACCCUUAUAUCGGUGACUCUAACAUCGGUGACCCUUAUAUCGGUGACCCAAACAUCGGUGACCCUUAUAUCGGUAACUCCAACAUCGGUGACCCUUAUAUCGGUAACUCCAACAUCGGUGACCCUUAUAUCGGUAACUCCAACAUCGGUGACCCUUAUAUCGGUAACUCCAACAUAGAUGACCCUUGUAUCGGUAACCCAAACAUCGUCGACCAUUAUAUCGGUAACCCAAACAUCGGUGACCUUUAUAUCGGUAACCCAAACAUCGGUGACCUUUAUAUCGGUAACCCAAACAUCGGUGACCCUUAUAUCGGUCACUCCAAAAUCGGUGACCCUUAUAUCGGUAACUCAAACAUCGGUGACCUUUAUAUCGAUAACCCAAACAUCGGUGACCCUUAUAUCGGUCACUCCAAAAUCGGUGACCAUUUUAUCGGUAACCCCAACAUCGGUGACCUUUAUAUCGAUAACCCAAACAUCGGUGACCCUUAUAUCAGUAACUCCAACAUCGCUUACCCUAAUGUCGGUGACUACAACAUCGGUGACCCUUAUAUCGGUGACUCUAACAUCGCUUACCCUAAUAUCGGUAAAUCCAACAUCGGUGACCCUUAUGUCGGUGACUCUAACAUCGGUGACCCUUAUAUCGGUGACUCCAACAUCGGUGACCCUUAUAUCGGUGACCCCAACAUCGGUGACCCUUAUAUCGGUGACUACAACAUCGGGGACCCUUAUAUCAGUGACCCCAUCAUCGGUGAUCCUAAAAUCGCUGAAUCCAUCAUCGGUGACCCUUUUGUCGGUGUCUCCACCAUCGGUGACCCUAAUAUCGGUUUCCCCAACAUCGGUGACCCUUAUAUCGGUGACCCCAACAUCGGGGACCCUUAUAUCGGUGACUACAACAUCGGGGACCCUUAUAUCAGUGACCCCAACAUCGGUAAUCCUAAAAUCGCUGAAUCCAUCAUCGGUGACCCUUUUGUCGGUGUCUCCACCAUCGGUGACCCUAAUAUCGGUUUCCCCAACAUCGGUGACUCCAACAUGGGUGACCCUUAUAUCGGUGACCUCAACAUCGGUGACCCUAAUAUCGAUAAACUUUGUACAUACUCUAACUUCUGUAUUUCUUAUCCAUUUUAA